Penicillium longicatenatum is the source of this 3771-nucleotide messenger RNA. Its product is annotated as ABC transporter B family protein. Gene Ontology annotation, biological process: transmembrane transport. Gene Ontology annotation, molecular function: ABC-type transporter activity; ATP hydrolysis activity; ATP binding. The transcript has 6 exons. The record is from RefSeq and is a predicted model, not a curated record. Lineage: Eukaryota; Fungi; Ascomycota; Eurotiomycetes; Eurotiales; Aspergillaceae. Gene Ontology annotation, cellular component: membrane. Bases 1 to 3771 code for a protein of 1256 amino acids.
AUGCCAUCGAUAGACCAUAUCCCACUACUAGACGUUAGACCGAUCAAUGCUUCACGCGCGCAGCUCAUCAACGCUCAAGUACACGUGCAGCCAAGCAAGGCUAAUUUUUUCUCCAUCUACCGACACGCGAACGCAUCACAGCUAUGCCUUUUGUUCGUGUCUGCAACGUGUGCUGCGGCAUCUGGUGCAGCAAUGCCUUUGGUGACAGUGGUGUUCGGGUCAUUAGUGAAGGAGUUUAUCAAUGAAAGGGAUCAGUUGUCAGAUGAUAUUGCAAGUCAUAUCCAACAUUUGACACUAAAACUUGUAUACAUUGCGAUCGGGGCAUUUUUCGCCACCUUGAUUAGCGCAUGGGGGUUCAAUGCUGUCGGGGAGCAGAUUGUGCGCCGCCUCCAGCGUCGAUAUCUGUCCUCGGUUCUACGGCAGAAUAUUGCGUUUUUUGAUGUGCUCGGCGCAGGGGAACUGACAACGCACAUUGACCAAGACAUGAAAAUGAUACAGGCUGGCAUAUCACAGCAGGUGGGCGAUGUUAUCUCUGGGCUUUCCGGGUUUUUCAUUGCCAUAAUAUGCGCCUUCAUGCAAAACCGUCGCUUUGCGGCGAUCAUGAUCUCACAACCAAUCUCUUUACUUUCGAUAUUGGGCAUGAUGGGAUUUUGGUUGAGUGUCACCCAGAAACGUGGCCUGGCUCAAUGUGUGAAAGCCGAGAAUUUGGCACAGGAGGUUCUAAGUGCCAUGAGGAGUGUCAUUGCCUACGGUAGUCAGCAGAGAUAUUCUAACAAGUACCACGAAGCUCUCAAAGGUCCAACCGCGCUUGACUUCCAGGAACGAUUAAUUUUUGGUGUGAUCGUUGCUGGAUCAUUCAUGGUUUUGCACUGGACCAACGGCUUGGGCCUAUGGCAAGCAAAUCAUCUCUUUCAGAAGGGACAAUGUACUAUCCCGGAGGCUUUGACCGUACUGUGGGCGGCUGCGGUGGCUGGUGGUAUGCUAAGCCAAGCACUGCCUUGUAUUGUUGAUAUUACUCAGGCCAACGGUGCAGCUAGUCGUGUUUUCUCUAUCAUCGACCGCCCUUCACCAAUCGACGCUUUGGAAGACAAGGGGUAUCAACUUGACUCAUUACGAGGAGAUAUCAGAUUUGAAGAUGUUCACUUUGCCUACCCUUCACGACCAGAAAAAGCUAUAUUGGAAGGAUUGAGUUUCCAUGUGCCAGCUGGUCAGACUGUUGCGUUUGUGGGACCCUCGGGAUCUGGGAAGUCAACCCUAUUCAGCCUCUUAGAACGCCUUUAUUGCCAUCUUGGUGGCAAUAUCAUGGUGGACGAUCAGUCCAUUGAAGAUCUAAAUAUUUCGUGGCUUAGAUCCCGGAUUGGAUAUAUCAGCCAGGAAAUCACGUUGUUCGAUGGAUCGAUUCACGACAAUAUUGCAAAUGGCCUCCAUAAGGCUGUCGAUGAGGAACUGGACGCUUCUACCCUUUGUGACCUGGUAAUCCAAGCCAGCGAGGUAGCUCAAAUUCAUUCGUUCAUCAGCAAUCUUCCCCAGGGUUAUGAUACUAUGAUAGGAGCAAAUGGAUCGCACCUCUCUGGUGGGCAAAAACAAAGAAUCGCCAUUGCCCGUGCUAUCAUCUCUCAGCCAUCCAUCUUGCUUCUCGACGAAGCCACCGCUGCACUAGACAGUCAGAGCGAGAAAGAGGUUCAAGAAGCGCUCCAAUCGGCGGCAUUAGGACGAACAACCUUGAUAAUAGCACACAGGUUGUCGACUGUCCGUAAUGCAGAUACAAUCAUUGUGAUGAAGGAUGGUCGAAUUCUGGAGCAGGGAUCUCAUGAAGGGUUGAUGUCAUCGUCUACCUUAUACCAAGGUCUAGUGAUACAACAAGCACUGCCACCAAGUGAGCGUUUAGCGGAAAGUCCUGUUCAUCAUUUGCCGUGCCUUGAGCAGGACUCUCAGAAAGGUAUUUCCAAAGCUUUCGUGGAUGUUGCUCCAGUCAAGACGUCAGACGAUGAAUCCGCGCCGGCGUCUCCGGCUAAAAGCAGUAUCCGAAAUAUUUGGCACCUCAAUAAGCCAGAGCUGCGAUAUACUAUCGCGGGUCUAUGUCUAAGUAUCCUUGCCGGGAUAUCAUACCCUAUUCACGCAAUCUUCUUUGGGAAUGGUAUAAUUUCAAUAAUCAAUCCUGAGCUUAGCACUGGGGGUCGAAGCGUUCAAUUCUGGGCACAAAUGUACCUUAUGUACGGAAUCAUCGUUUUUCUCAUUUAUUGUGCACGAGGAUACUGUUUUGCCAUAUCCGCAUCUCAGCUCGGUCUCCGAGUCCGGUCAAAUUUGUUCCGGGCUUUAUUAUGCAGAGAUAUUACCUUCUUUGGAGAACGGGGUCAUUCUGUGGGGUAUUUGGUGAGCUUUUUAUCAUGGGGAACCAAAAGGGUCACAGGGGUGUCAGGAACAUCACUUGGUCUUUUUCUGGAAAGCGCUGUGAUGCUUACAACUGGAAUCGCUGUUGGAUGCAUUUUUGGGUGGAAGCUUGGCCUUGUUUCAAUGGCAACGGUACCAUUUGUCGCUGCAUCAGGCUUCUUGCAAUUCUACAUCGUGAAAAAGGUACAUAAUCAUGUCAAGCGUGACACCAAAGCCGCUGCGGUAGCCCAUGAGGCAUUCUCUGCCAUCAGAACAGUCACGAUACUUGGGUUGCAGCAGAAGAUCGGCGAAGCCUUUCACAAGGCCGGCGACCAUGACCACCAGGGUCGGUACUGGCCAAUUUCCGCGAUGAUGUACGGGUCCACAUUGCUUUUCCGCAUACUGAGUAUCGCCUUUGUGUUUUGGUAUGGCGGGACCCGACUCGUCGCAACAGGUGAGUACAAUAUACAACAGUUUCUCAUCUGUUUUGCAGCUACAAUUUGGGGAGCUCAAUCCGCUGCUGCCCUUUUUGGUCGAGCUCCGGACCUCGCCGGUGCCUGCAGUGCUGCCUCCCACCUUGAUGAGCUGAUGGGACCUAUCAAAGCACACUUUCAAGAUGAUGUUCUUCAUGAUACCUCUCUUGACGCACCUACAACCACUGAGAUACUUGCUCUACGGAACGUAACUUUCAACUACUCUGACCGCAGACAUCAGCCAGUCUUGGAUAACGUCAGUCUCGAUGCACCACCUGGCGCUUUCAUAGCCCUCGUCGGAGCAACUGGUAGCGGGAAAAGCUCCGUCAUUAAUCUCGUGGAGCGCUUUUACUCCCCUAGAUCUGGACAUAUCACUCUGGCAGGCCGGUCUAUCAAUGAUUAUAAUCUUAAAAGCUAUCGGAAGUACUUGGCACUAGUCGAUCAAAACCCUUGCCUGGUGGGAGAAGAUCUCCGCGAGUGUUUACAGAGCGACGAAGAUGACAUUUCAGAUGAUGAGAUCUUGCUCACUUUAAAGGAUAUCGGGAUGGGUGAUUUUGUGGUAUCUCUGCCCGAGGGGCUAAACACCCCCGUGUUGGGUAAUGGGUCUACUCUUUCCGGAGGUCAGCGUCAACGCAUGGCGAUCGCAAAGGCUCUUCUUCGGAAACCCAAGAUUCUUCUACUCGAUGAAGCGACUUCUGCGUUGGAUACCGCCACAGAGCAAUUAGUCCAGGAGACCCUCCAGCGCGCCAUGACAGACCGAAUAACCAUUGCUAUCGCUCAUCGACUAAAGACCGUAGUUGAUGCUGGUCAAAUCCUGGUCUUCGAUAACGGUCGUAUAAUCGAGAGCGGUACGCAUGAUGAUCUUAUGCAGCUUGGCGGGAAGUACUUUCAGAUGGCGAAACUGCAACAGCUGGACGAAGAAAAUUAA